UUAAAUAAGGUAUAUGCGUGAACUUCUGCCUUUCAAACAUCGCGAGAUUAUUAGCUGGCUCAAAAUGUUCUAGUUACUGUAUUUAAACGCCUCAUGGUCUCAUCUGUCUCAUAGGCUAAGUGAUGUUAUAUGUGAGCGUGUUGAGAAAGACCAGAGCAGAGGGACCCGGUGUCUCCAGGGAAGGAGGAGACGGCGCGGUGAUCUAUUGGUUUCUCAAUGAAAUCCACCUCUCAGUCUGCAGGAGGCUGUGCGCGUGGACCGUAAGCGGAUCCUGUUGUCAAAUCUUCACACAUUCACAGCCGGAAGGGACAGAUUCCUGUGUCUGUUUCGCCGGAGUUUAGCGCGUUGGGUCUCGAGCGCAAACUUCCAACAUGAGUGAGUUACACGAGGAUCUCGCCAAGAUGUUGCGCGUUAAAGAGGAGAGGAUAAAGGAGAUGGAGAGGCUGCUUUCAGCCAAAGAGCGCGAGGUCAGCGAGCUGAAGAGAAAACUGCACAAAUAUCAGUCUGUGCUGCCGAGCGCUAUCGGACCCAGAACCAGACGCGCGCCGGGCAUCUCAGCCGAACCGCAGACCUUCAGAUCCUUCCAGGACUUAAAGAGUAAAGCACUGCGCAAACACUCCAAAUCUGACAGGUCUAAAGAACUCAUCAAAGAGGCAAUUCUUGACAAUGACUUCAUGAAGAAUCUGGAGCUGUCUCAGAUCCAGGAGAUCGUGGACUGCAUGUAUCCGGUGGAGUAUGAAAAAGAGAGCUGUAUCAUCAAAGAGGGAGAUGUGGGCUCGCUGGUCUACGUCAUGGAAGAUGGAAAAGUGGAGGUGACCAAGGAGGGCAUGAAACUCUGCACGAUGGGGCCGGGGAAGGUGUUCGGAGAGCUCGCCAUCCUCUACAACUGCACCAGGACUGCCACAGUUAAGACCCUCACAAAUGUGAAGUUAUGGGCCAUCGACCGGCAGUGUUUCCAGACCAUCAUGAUGAGAACUGGUCUCAUCAAACAAACAGAAUACAUGGAGUUCCUGAGGAGCGUUCCAACGUUUCAAGGCCUUUCAGAAGAAAUCCUCAGUAAACUAGCUGACGUUCUGGAGGAGACGCACUACGGUGAUGGAGAGUACAUUAUUAGACAAGGUGCCAGAGGGGACACAUUCUUUAUCAUUAGCAAAGGAAAGGUGAACGUCACUCGGGAGGAUUCUCCCAACGGGACCCCUGUCUACCUGCGGGCGCUGGGUAGAGGAGAUUGGUUUGGAGAAAAAGCACUUCAAGGAGAAGACAUCAGGACGGCUAAUGUCAUCGCUGCUGAAGCGGUCACCUGUCUCGUCAUCGACAGAGAGUCCUUCAAGCAUUUGAUAGGAGGUCUGGACGACGUCUCAAACAAAGGCUACGAUGAUGCUGGUGCCAAACUGAAAUAUGAGGCCGAGAACGCCUUCUUCUCCAACCUGAAGCUGGUGGACUUCAACAUCAUCGAUACCUUGGGUGUUGGAGGAUUCGGGAGAGUCGAGCUGGUGCAGCUCAAGAGCGACGAGACCAAAACGUUUGCCAUGAAGAUCCUGAAGAAGCGUCACAUCAUCGACACGCGGCAACAGGAGCACAUCCGCUCGGAGAAACAGAUCAUGCAGGAGGCGCAUUCAGACUUCAUCGUGAGACUGUACAGGACCUUCAAGGACAGCAAAUAUCUGUACAUGUUGAUGGAGGCUUGUCUGGGAGGAGAACUUUGGACCAUUCUUCGAGACAGAGGAUCAUUUGAAGACUCCACCACACGGUUCUACACCGGCUGUGUGGUGGAGGCCUUCGCUUACCUGCAUUCCAAAGGAAUCAUUUACCGCGAUUUAAAGCCGGAAAAUCUCAUCCUGGAUCACAGAGGCUACGCCAAGCUGGUGGAUUUCGGCUUUGCUAAAAAGAUCGGAUUCGGGAAGAAAACCUGGACUUUCUGUGGGACGCCGGAGUAUGUAGCUCCAGAGAUCAUCCUCAACAAAGGCCACGAUAUCUCCGCAGAUUACUGGUCUUUGGGAAUCCUCAUGUACGAACUCUUGACUGGAAGUCCGCCCUUCUCAGGACCAGAUCCGAUGAAGACUUACAAUAUCAUUUUAAGAGGGAUUGACAUGAUAGAGUUUCCAAAGAAGAUCACCAAAAAUGCCGGCAAUCUCAUCAAAAAACUAUGCAGGGACAAUCCAUCAGAGAGACUAGGAAACUUGAAAAACGGAGUGAAAGAUAUCCAGAAGCACAAAUGGUUCGAGGGCUUUAAUUGGGAAGGACUUCGCAAAGGAACUCUCACCCCUCCAAUUAUUCCUGACGUCGCGUCCCCGACCGACACCAGUAACUUUGAUAGUUUUCCUGAAGACAGCGAAGAUCCGCCCCCAGAUGACAACUCGGGCUGGGACACCGAUUUUUAAAACUGAAUGCGUUAACGUGCUGCCCGGAGCGUCCCGUGCCGUGGGGCGGCCUGUGCUCGAGGAGGACAGAGGACAAGAGAUAAAGUUUGGAUCUGUGACACCGAGAUGCCUUCAUCCAUAAUUCUCCCGUGGUGAGAUGCAC
Messenger RNA from Triplophysa dalaica, 2523 nucleotides. RefSeq names its product protein kinase cGMP-dependent 1b (gene prkg1b). Gene Ontology annotation, biological process: protein phosphorylation. Gene Ontology annotation, molecular function: cGMP-dependent protein kinase activity; ATP binding. The transcript has 18 exons. NCBI's taxonomy places the organism in Eukaryota, Metazoa, Chordata, Actinopteri, Cypriniformes, Nemacheilidae. The record is from RefSeq and is a predicted model, not a curated record. Bases 372 to 2381 code for a protein of 669 amino acids.